This is a messenger RNA of Mus musculus (house mouse), 8891 nucleotides long. RefSeq names its product collagen, type XXII, alpha 1 (gene Col22a1). The record is from RefSeq and is a predicted model, not a curated record. The transcript is spliced from 65 exons. Lineage: Eukaryota; Metazoa; Chordata; Mammalia; Rodentia; Muridae. Bases 512 to 5353 code for a protein of 1613 amino acids. Gene Ontology annotation, cellular component: FACIT collagen trimer.
UCUUAGCCGGGGAAACCCAGAGACCGGCCAGUGAGCCCCUGGGGAGGCCUAGGGCAGCUUUGUUCCUGGACAGCACAGGCUGGAGAGGGCUGUGGCUUCUCCCUGAGGACCCGCUUGGCCCUUUUCUGCUUUGCCCUCUCUCACACACUUGCCAUUCUUCUCUGUAACUUUCAGCUUUUCCCUCCAACUGCUGCCUUGAAAGCUAGCUCUGUUUCUGGACCCAUGGUCUAGGGGAAGACUCCCACAUUUUAGGACUUCUUUCAGUGGCAGGCAGGGUGUCUGUAUGCUACAGGGGAAUCCCAGAAGGGGACUGCCUGAGACUGGGAUCUUCCCUGAACCCUGCUUCCAGUAGUUCUGAUCCCAGGACACAAGCCCAGGCUGGAUCCCUUGAACAUCAUCCUAGCAGCAGCCCCCACCACUGCCAUUGCCAAGCAACCAGGCUCUGGACUAGCAAUUGCUCUGCCCUUCAAGCCACAGGAAAUGCUCCACUAGACCUCUUCCUGACCAAGAUAUGCCUGUCUUCACGAGCAGGAGAGCCAUGGCUGUCCCCAGAGGGAAUCCUUUGGCCUGUCUUCUGUGGAUUCUACUGCUCUGGGGAGGGGAUGGUGGCUGCCAGGCCCAACGUGCAGGUUGCAAAAGUGUGCAGUAUGAUCUGGUCUUCCUCCUGGACACGUCUUCUAGUGUGGGCAAGGAGGACUUUGAGAAAGUCCGCCAGUGGGUAGCCAACCUGGUAGACACCUUUGAGGUGGGCCCUGGCCACACCCGUGUGGGGGUUGUGCGCUACAGUGACCGGCCCACUACAGCCUUUGAACUGGGCCACUUCAACUCUCGCGAGGAGGUGAAGGCAGCUGCGCGGCGCAUCACCUACCAUGGCGGUAACACGAACACGGGUGACGCCCUGCGUUAUAUCACCAGCCGCAGCUUCUCCGCCCAGGCCGGCGGCAGACCUGGGAAUCGUGCCUUCAAGCAGGUGGCCAUCCUGUUGACUGAUGGUCGUAGCCAAGACCUGGUGCUGGAUGCUGCAGCAGCUGCCCAUGCAGCCGGCAUCCGCAUUUUUGCUGUUGGUGUGGGUGCAGCAUUGAAGGAGGAACUGGAUGAGAUUGCCUCAGAACCCAAGUCUGCGCAUGUCUUCCAUGUUUCCGACUUCAAUGCCAUUGACAAGAUCCGUGGCAAGCUGAGGCGUCGGCUUUGUGAAAAUGUGCUCUGCCCAAGUGUCCGGGUAGAAGGAGAUCGGUUUAAACAUACCAAUGGAGGAACCAAGGAAAUUACAGGUUUUGACUUGAUGGAUUUGUUCAGUGUGAAGGAAAUCUUGGGGAAGAGAGAAAACGGAGCCCAGAGUUCCUAUGUACGGAUGGGUUCCUUCCCUGUGGUGCAGAGAACUGAAGAUGUGUUUCCCCAAGGUCUUCCUGAUGAGUAUGCCUUUGUCACAACUUUCCGGUUCCGGAAAACAUCACGGAAAGAAGAUUGGUACAUCUGGCAAGUCAUUGACCAGUAUGGCAUCCCACAGGUCUCUAUCCGGCUGGAUGGUGAGAACAAGGCAGUUGAGUACAACGCUGUGGGUGCCAUGAAGGAUGCUGUCCGGGUGGUCUUCCGAGGCCCCCGAGUUGAUGACCUCUUUGACCGUGACUGGCACAAGAUGGCUCUAAGCAUCCAGGCCCAGAAUGUGUCCCUCUACAUUGACUGUUUGCUGGUUCAGACGCUGCCUAUUGAGGAGAGGGAGAAUAUCGACAUCCAGGGCAAGACUGUGAUUGGCAAACGUCUCUAUGACAGCGUUCCCAUUGAUUUUGACCUGCAGCGGAUUGUGAUUUACUGUGACUCGAGACAUGCAGAACUGGAGACUUGCUGUGACAUCCCGUUGGGUCCGUGUCAGGUGACUGUGGUGACAGAGCCGCCACCUGCGCCUCCACAGCUGCCCACCCCUGGGAGCGAACAGAUCGGGUUCUUGAAGACCAUCAACUGCUCAUGCCCUCCUGGAGAAAAGGGUGAGAGGGGCUUUGCUGGCCCUCUGGGACUCCCUGGUCAGAAGGGAGAUGCAGGACCCAUUGGACUAAUGGGUGCUCCUGGACCCAAGGGAGAAAAAGGAGACAGUGGACGAGGACCAUUCAUCCAUGGGGAAAAGGGUGAGAAGGGAUCCCUGGGCCCACCUGGGCCCCCUGGAAGAGACGGCAGUAAAGGCAUGAGAGGAGAGCCAGGAGAGCUAGGAGAGCCAGGGCUGCCUGGAGAAGUGGGCAUGAGGGGGCCCCAGGGACCUCCUGGACUACCAGGGCCUGCUGGGCCAGUUGGAGCUCCAGGUCUUCGAGGAGAACGAGGUGAAAGGGGGCCUCCAGGAGAAAAGGGGGAGCGAGGCCUGGAUGGAUUCCCUGGGAAGCCUGGAGAGACUGGAGAGCAGGGAAGACCUGGGCCUCCUGGUGUGGCAGGACUGCAGGGAGAGAAGGGAGAUGUGGGGCCUGCAGGACCCCCUGGUGUGCCAGGCUCUGUGGUGCAGAGGGAAGGCCUGAAGGGAGAGCAGGGAGCCCCCGGACCAAGAGGUCACCAAGGCCUACCUGGGCCUCCAGGAGCACCUGGUUUGAUUGGCCCAGAAGGCAGAGAUGGACCCCCGGGGCCUCCAGGUCUCCGAGGGAAGAAAGGAGAAAUGGGUCCCCCAGGAACCCCUGGAGCACUGGGGCCACAGGGCCCGCCUGGACCACCCGGUGUUCCAGGGCCCCCUGGACCUGGAGGACCCCCGGGUUUACCUGGCGAGCUCGGCUUCCCGGGAAAACCUGGGCCUGCUGGGCAUGCGGGGACACCUGGAAAGGAUGGGCUGAAUGGACCACCAGGCCUUCCUGGCUCCAAGGGAGAACCAGGAGACUCUGGCGAAAGUGGCGUACCUGGAAUGCCAGGACCUCGGGGUGAAGUUGGGGAGCGGGGCCUUGCAGGUCAUCCUGGUGAGAAGGGAGAAGUUGGCCUUCCGGGUGCUCCAGGCUUCCCAGGAGUACAUGGAGAGAAAGGAGACCAGGGAGAAAAAGGUGAACUGGGACUUCCAGGUCUGAAAGGUGCCCGAGGAGAAAAGGGUGAGGUUGGUCCAGCAGGUCCCCCUGGCUUACCUGGAAGUCCAUCAGUGUUCACACCACACCCAAGAAUGCCAGGAGAGCAAGGGCCUAAAGGAGAGAAAGGUGAUCCUGGCGAGCCUGGAGCCCUGGGACCACAGGGCCAUCCUGGAGAAUUGGGUCCUCGGGGACCCAUUGGACCUCCGGGUGCCAAGGGGCAUGAUGGUGCACAAGGACCUCCUGGAGCAGCUGGAAACCCUGGUGCUCCAGGACCUGCAGGACCCCCUGGUCUCAGUGGACCCCCUGGAAGUUUGGGUUCUCCUGGUGUCAGGGGUGCCCCUGGGAAAGAUGGGGAGCGUGGAGAGAAGGGAACAGCAGGGGAAGAAGGCAGCCCAGGGCCAGCUGGUCCACGGGGAGAUCCUGGUGCUCCUGGUCUCCCAGGGCCACCAGGAAAGGGCAAGGAUGGGGAGCCGGGACUACGUGGACCACCUGGGUUACCUGGUCCCUUAGGAAUCAAGGGUGACCGAGGAACACCUGGGAUUCCUGGCUCUCCUGGCAGCCGUGGUGACCCAGGCAUUGGGGUUGCUGGUCCACCUGGUCCCUCAGGACGACCAGGAGAUAAAGGACCCCCGGGAUCUCGAGGCUUACCUGGAUUCCCCGGCCCCCAGGGACCAGCUGGCCAGGAUGGUGCACCAGGAAACCCAGGAGAAAGAGGGCCUCCUGGAAAACCAGGCCCUUCUUCACUGCUGUCUCCAGAGGACAUAAAUCUCUUAGUAAAGGAUGUGUGCAACGACUGCCCUCCUGGUCCCCCAGGCCUCCCAGGUCUGCCAGGUUUCAAAGGGGACAAGGGUCUUCCAGGAAAACAAGGGAGAGAGGGGACAGAAGGCAAAAAGGGAGAUACCGGGCCUCCAGGCCCCCCUGGGCCUCCAGGAGUAGCUGGACCACAGGGAAGCCAAGGAGAACGUGGUGCAGAGGGUGAGGUGGGACAGAAAGGUGAACAGGGUCACCCUGGAGUUCCAGGCUUCAUGGGCCCACCGGGGAAUCCUGGGCCACCAGGAGCAGAUGGGAAUGCAGGUGUGGCGGGGCCACCAGGACCUCAAGGGCCUCAGGGCAAAGAAGGCCCUCCUGGUCCCCAAGGUCCAUCUGGCAUCCCAGGAGUCCCAGGAGAAGAAGGCAAGCAGGGCAGAGAUGGAAAGCCAGGUCCCCCUGGAGAACCGGGCAAGACAGGAGAGCCAGGCCUAUCAGGAGCAGAGGGAGCCAGAGGUCCACCGGGCUUCAAGGGACACACAGGUGAUCCUGGCCCACCUGGUCUGAGGGGAGAACCUGGCAUAGCAGGACCCUCUGGAAGGGAUGGAUCACCAGGAAAAGAUGGUGACACUGGACCUGCUGGACCACAGGGUCCCAGAGGAACAAGGGGACCACCGGGCAGCAGUGGAUCACCUGGAUCUCCAGGAGACCCUGGCCGUCCGGGAGCCCUAGGCCAGAAGGGAAACAAAGGAGAAAGUGGCAGCCCAGGACUUCCAGGGUUUCAGGGUCCUCGUGGACCUCCAGGAGAAGCAGGAGAGGUAGGAGCUCCAGGAAAGGAGGGUGCUCCUGGGAAGCCUGGAGAGCCAGGAUCCAAAGGCGAGAGGGGAGACCCUGGGAUCAAAGGUGACAAAGGACCACCAGGUGGGAAGGGUCAGCCUGGAGACCCUGGAACCCCAGGCCACAAGGGUCAUACUGGCCUAAUGGGUCCCCAAGGACAACCAGGAGAGAGUGGCCCUCCUGGGCCCCCAGGGCCACCUGGCCAGCCAGGAUUUCCAGGACUGAGGGGGGAGUCUCCAUCCAUGGACACCUUACGGCGCCUCAUUCAGGAAGAGCUUGGGAAGCAGCUAGAAGCUAAACUUGCCUACCUCCUAGCCCAGAUGCCUCCAGCACACAUGAAGUCCUCUCAAGGCAGACCCGGACCUCCUGGACCCCCUGGAAAAGAUGGGCUGCCAGGUCGGACAGGCCCCAUGGGUGAGCCAGGCCGUCCUGGCCAAGGUGGUCUGGAAGGACCCUCUGGACCAAUGGGCCCCAAAGGUGAAAGAGGAGCCAAAGGUGACCCUGGCACACCUGGAGUUGGUCUCCGAGGAGAGAUGGGUCCUCCUGGAAUACCAGGCCAACCUGGGGAACCUGGAUACGCUAAAGAUGGACUUCCAGGAAGCCCUGGUCCUCAAGGAGAGACAGGACUAGCUGGACAUCCUGGCCCUCCUGGUCCUCCUGGCCCACCUGGCCUGUGUGACCCCUCCCAGUGUGCGUACUUUGCCAGCCUUGCUGCCCGGCCAAGUAAUGUGAAGGGCCCAUAGAAGAUUCUAGAUCAUCAAAACACUACUAUGGAUUUCUGAAACUUGAACUCGGAGCCCAUUGGGAAGCCAGAAGCCUUGAAACAUUUCAAAUCCUUCUUCUCUCUCCCCUUCCUACUUCCCGCCUUUUCUUCCUGCUUCCCCUCUUUCUAGUCUUUUCUCCUUGCCUGCCUUAAUUGUCUUUUCCCGUCCUCAGAGACCUCACAGUUAUUAAAACCAACAGAUACUGUCAGACAGUCAGGUUAUUAUUAAUAUUAUUGUUAUUGUUUGCUGUUAUUUCAAAGGCUAAUAGUUUUGAGGGAGCUUCCUGGUGGACAGGAAGCAGUUUCCUGGCUCAGCUCCCCUGUCAUCACUGGCUGAAGUGUGACAGCCAAUUUCUGAGGAACCCUCGGUGCUAUGCAACCCUGACCAUGUAUGCACUUGUUGAUUUUACCUCUUUCCUGGAAAGGAAGCUUUAAGGGAUGGAGACUGUAUUGUUGUUUCCUCAGCUGUGCCUAAAGAUGGCCCAGGGAAAAGUAAGUUUGAAAUCCCCACCUCUCCAGAGAGACUUGAAGCAAGAAGAAGAAUUUGCAGCCUAAAAGAAUUCAUUGACCUCUGGAGACAAGGUGCACAUCUGGAGUUCAGAACUGCCUCAGGGCAUUGGGGGGAAGGUGGUUAUCCUUGGUGCUUCAGGCUACCAGAACUCCAAAAGAAGUCACAUAGUAUUGGCAGUAGCUUGUGUCAGGGCCCUCUAUGAACAAGCUGGUGCUGAAGAAGAGUUCCCAGGUGUGACUUCACUUCUAACUGUGGCCUGAACCCCUUCAAGUUCCUCAUGCUGGUUUCAAUUGUGUGAGUUGCAAAAUAAAAGUUUUCAAUGGUCACUUGCUUGACUUACUUGUGGGUGGUUCACUACCAUGUACAUUGGGACCUGUGUCAGUCAUGCCUUUGUGUGUGUGUGUGUGUGUGUGUGUGUGUGUGUGUGUGUGUGUGUCUGUGUGUGUUCUGUACACACACCAUGAACAGGUGAUUACUAAAUGUAUUUCCCUUUCCAUUGCUCCUGGGUGUUCAUUCAUUUCUGUUCUCUAGCCUCUCCUGGGCACUAGGUGAGCCUUCUUUGAACUGCAAUACUGUGUCUUAACUGUUCUCUUCAGAUGUUCAUCACCAUGCCCUUUGAGGAUGCAUUCAAAUGUUUUGGCAUAUGGAAAGAAAUCCUUUCGGCAUGCUCAGGAACCACUGCAGACAGGGUCUGUUGCAAAUUGGAAAGCUGACUUCCUUAGGAGGAUUCCUGUGGACGCAUGUCCUUACCUGCAGUCUGAACAAAUCACCCUUGUUGAUGUUCUCCACUUGGCUGAAGACACCGACUGAUGGAUGGACGGAUGAAGCUGUCCAUUAAUAAGAUGCUUUAGUUAGGGUUUCAAUUGCUGUGAUAAAACACUUGACCAAAGGCAAGUCGUGGAGAGAGGGGUUUAAUUCAGCUUACAACUCUCAGUUCACACUCAAUCACGGAGGGAACUCAAAGCAAGAACCUGGAGGCAGGAGCUGAAGUAGAAGCCAUGGAGGAAUGCUGCUUACAGGGUUUCUCUCUAUGUCUUGCUCAAGCUGUUUUCUUAUUCCAUCAAAGACUGCUUGCCCAAGGAGGGGACCUCCCCCAAGGAGCUGGACUUACCCACAUCAAUUAUUAAUCAAGAAGUUGUACUACACAAUGGCUACAGGCCUGUCUUUUUUUUUUCAAUUUUUAUUAGAUAUUUUCUUCAUUUACAUUUCAAAUGCUAUCCCAUAAGCCCCUAUACCCUCCCCCUGCCCUGCUCCCCUACCCACCCUCUCCCACUUCUUGGCCCUGGCGUUCCCCUGUACUGGGGCAUAUAAAGUUUAUAAGACCAAGAGGUCUCUCUUCCCACUGAUGGCCGACUAGGCCAUUCUUCUGCUACAUAUGCAGCUGGGGACACGAGCUCUGGGGGUACUGGUUAGUUCAUAUUGUUGUUCCACCUAUAGGGUUGUGGACCCCUUCAGCAUCUUGGGUACUUUCUCUAGCUCCUCCACUGGGGGCCCUGUGUUCCAUCCAAUAGAUGACUAUGAGCAUCCACUUCUGUAUUUGCCAGGUACUGGCAUAGCCUCACAAGAGAGAGCUAUAUCAGGGUCCUGUCUCUCAAUUGAGAUUCCCUCUUCUCAAAUGACUCUAGUUUGUGUCAAAUGGACAUAAAAUUAACCAACACACAUGUCCACUCCUCCAAGUGACUGGUUCCUCACAAAGUUAAACAGCAUUAGUUCACCAAGAUACUCUAUUUUGCCUCUUGAUUUAGACACUUUGAAUUGGUUUAGGAACCAGAAAUAUAAGCAUCCAAAGAAGGCUUAAAGAUUGAUUAGGAAGAGAAAUAUUACUUUAGUGAUUUUAAAUUAAGAUCCAAGAUCUAUUCCUUCUAUUAGGCAAGUUGGUACUGGUGCAGAAAAGUUGAUUUGGUAGGGUUGAGGUAGGCAGCAUCCAUCUGUGCAGGAGAGGUUUUCUCUGGAGCCUCCUUGAUAUCUACUAGCUCAGUUGUCUUCAACACAAUGUAAGAUGCCAAAGUAAUGUAAUAUUUUUGUUUGAAGGAAUAUCAAGAACUCAGAACUCUCUUCUAGUGAUCAUGACCCAGAACAAGAGUCACAUGUAGUGUGUGUGUGUGUGUGUGUGUGUGUGUGUGUGUGUGAAUGCCAAGAAUUUGGGGAUAAAAUAUUUACCCUGACAAAACAUGGCACCCUUUAACAUUUAUUUUUAUUUUAUUUUAUUGUUAAGAGAAAUACAUUUAGGGGAGUUUUUACUCCACUGAAAAAUUAAGGACAAAGUGUAAUUUCCUAUGUAUUCCUAGUCCCCCUAUCAAAACUGCACUGUAGGAUACACGUGUGCUAUAGUUGAUGGACCUAGACUCUUAGUAACUGUAACUCACACCUUAUAUUUUGGUUCAUUGUUGUACUCUGGGUUUGGUCUGAAGUACAGUGACAUUUACCCACCAGUAUAGGUUCACAGAGAAACUUCAUUGUCUCAAAAAACCUGUUGUACUCUACCACAUCAUUCCUAUAUUCUCCCUAACCCCAAUAAUGAUGGUUUUUAUACCUUUCCUGUAGUUUUGCUUUUCCCAGAAUGUCAUAGUUAGGGUCCUAUAAAUUUAAGUCUUUUCAAACUACCUUCUUUUGCUUAGAAAUAUACAUUUAACAUUCUUCUAUGACUUUUGUGGCUAGGUGACUCAUUUAUCUUUAUUGCUGAAUAAUAUUCCAUUGAUUAUAGUUGCCAUAGCUUUUAUAUCAACUCUUCUACUGACUGCCAUCUUUGUUGAUUCCUAUUUGUAAUACUUAUAAAUAAAAUCCUUGUAAUCAUCCAUUAAUUAAAUAUGAAGGAGUGUUCUUGUUCCCAUUUUAUGUGGUCAGCAUUUUUCACCUUUGCUCUGUAUACUGCUUUUUUUGUUUAGCAGUUCCCUGAUGACAUAGAGGGGCAAGCAUCUUUGUCCAUUCCCAUGUAUUAUGUUUUCUUUAACAAGAUGACUGUUCAUAGAAUUUUGCCAUUAAAAAAAAACCUGUUUUUCUUAUUGUA